AACAUAACCGCCCUGUUCUCCAGAACGAGGAGUUAGGGGAAAUUAAGUUGUUUGACAACAACUAGCCAGUAGAAAUACUUUUUAGAUCACGAGAAAAUAAUUUUGCACGAUAGUGAUGAAGUUCGUUAAUAGGUGUGGUGUAUAGGGUUAGUAUAAGUAUUACACUUCCCAAAGGACAUUUUGUUAACAUUUCGAAGUUACCUUCUAAGCUUGGGAAAGCGGUGCAUUUUCUUCCCGUUCCAGACUCAACUCAUCACCUUCUCAUCAUGCCUUUCCCCUUCGGGAAGUCUCAGAAGAGCCCAGCAGAGAUUGUGAAGAGUCUGAAGGAGAACGUGGCUUACUUGGAAAAGCUGGAUGCGGCAGAAAGCAAAAAAUGUGAAAAGGUUGCAGAAGAGGUGUCGAAGAACCUGUCAUCUCUGAAAGAGGUGCUGUGUGGUACAGGGGACAAGGAGCCCCAAACGGAGGCAGUUGCCCAGCUGGCCCAGGAGCUCUACAACACCAACCUCCUUAUUGCUCUCAUUGCAAACCUGCAAAGGAUUGAUUUUGAGGGAAAGAAGGAUGUGGUCCAGCUGUUCAGCAACAUUGUACGGCGUCAGAUUGGCACCCGUACGCCCACGGUUGAGUAUAUCUCCUCACACCCACAGAUCCUCUUCAUGCUGCUGAAAGGGUACGAGAGUGCGGAAGUGGCUCUGAACUGUGGGAUGAUGCUAAGGGAGUGCCUGCGUCAUGAGCCCCUGGCGCGCAGCGUUCUUUUCUCUGAAGACUUCUACUGCUUCUUCCGCUAUGUAGAGCUGUCCACCUUCGACAUCGCCUCAGAUGCUUUUGCUUCAUUCAAGGAUCUUCUCACGAGACAUAAGAUUAUGUGCGCAGAUUUUCUGGAGACCAAUUAUGACAGGGUGUUUACAGAAUAUGAGAAGCUACUGCAUUCUGAGAAUUAUGUCACCAAACGGCAGUCCCUGAAGCUCCUGGGAGAGCUUCUUCUGGACAGACAUAACUUCACUGUGAUGACCAAGUACAUCAGUCGUGCAGAGAACUUGAAGAUGAUGAUGAACAUGCUGCGAGACAACAGCCGCAACAUCCAGUUUGAGGCCUUCCAUGUCUUCAAGGUGUUUGUGGCCAACCCCAACAAGACUCAGCCUGUGCUGGACAUUCUGCUGAAGAACCAGGCCAAGCUGGUGGACUUCCUGAGCCACUUCCAGACAGAUCGCUCUGAGGACGAACAGUUCUGUGAUGAGAAGAACUACCUGAUCAAGCAGAUCCGCGACCUGAAGAGGCCCCCGCCACCAGAGGAGGCGUGAGGGGACAGGCAGGGGGACGCCAGUUCAGUGGUAGAGAGUGAGAAUGAUGGUGAGAGCGAGCGAGGGAGUCAUGCUUGACUAGAAUCUAUUACUCUUCCCUUCUCUUAACUUCAAACAUAGGACAAAUAUAUUGUACAAACUCCCUCCUCAUCGCUUUUUAAGUUUCUAAUGCUCAUGUGGGAACGGAGGUAAUUUUUAAGGCACACACAACAAGAGUGACCCAAGAACAGUUAUUUAAACCCAAGAACAGCUAUUUCAACCAAUUCGUAUGAAUCAAUGCACUUUGUCAGAUGAUGUUAUAUUGGACCUUAAACACGCCAUUAUUCUCUUAAGCACAGUAGCACACCUGAGCAAUUUCCUGGGAAAUUAGGAUACGUGGUCAACACAAAACGGAAUAAACUCUUGACAACAGGCAAAGUCUCACCAAACUUGGUGAGGAAAUGUAAAAUGGAUUUGCAAGCUUUUAAAAGGCGAUGUCCUAUAUGAUAUUUUAGGACCUAGAAUUUUUAAAUCAAGAUAUUCUUUUGCUGGCGUUAUUCUAUAAUAGUUAACAUUUUAUUUUGUAACUAACACCACACUUAACAAAUUCCAUAAUAUCUUGGUUUAUUGCUUUAUUUAAGAGCUCUUUCAUUGAUCUGGGACUUUUAAUAUGUGGAUGACCUUAGUGGUAUUAUUCUUUGCUUGGGAUAAACACUUGGGUUGAAGUAGGUCUUUAGUUGAUAACUACGUAAUUAUCUUCAGUCCAGCUCCUAACAGCAUACAAAGUGACAAUAGAAAGCUCAAAGAUGCGAGUCCUCUGCUUCAGUUGUCCUAAUAGAAUCCAUCAGAGAUGGCAGUAAAAAAAAUAUGAAACAUGAAUCGAUUACAUUUGUGAUGUAGGAGCCAGGCUGGUAGGAGCCAGGCUGGUAGGAGCCAGGCUGGUAGGAGCCAGGCUGGUAGGAGCCAGGCUGGUAGGAGCCAGGCUGGUAGGAGCCAGGUUGGUAGGAGCCAGGCUGGUAGGAGCCAGGCUAGUAGACUAAAAUAGACUAUCGGAUAACGCUGCAGGGUGACCAUAGGCAGCCAUCCAUUCUUUACGCUGAUUGAUCCCAAUGUUGGCACUCUCUUUUUCCCCGCCCAGAUGCUCGCUAGUUUUCAUAUGCAGUUAGGAACUGGUGUGAGAUAUGAAGAUGUUUUUUCUUCAGAAAUGAUCACUUAAUAAUAUUACUUUGCAGACAACUGAUAAGAUGUAUCCUCCCAAUACUAUUACUAACACGUAUCUUAUCGGACAACAAUAAUGCAACACAAAAGUAACACUGUAAUGUUGCAGUGCAACAGAAUCUGCCCGAGCUCUGAUACUAUAGAGCCUAAGAUGCUAGUAAGCGUGGGCUUCCAUGAGCUGCAUGCUGUGUUUCAGGCCUCACUCUCAUGCAAUUAGAUGCACUUUUCAGGAAGCCAUUGCAGAGGCCUGUGAUUGGACCCUUUUUUUUCCAUUUUCGCCUAAAAUGACAUACCCACAUCUAACCGCCUGUAGCGCAUGACCUGAAGCAAGGAUAUGCAUAUUCUUGAUACCAUUUGAAAGGAAACACUUUGAAGUUUGUGGAAAUGUGAAAUUAAUGUAGGAGAAUAACACAUUUAGAUCUGGUAGAAGAUAAUACAAAGAAAAAAAACAUGCGUUUUUGUUCCAUCUUCAAAAUGGAAGAGAAAGGCCAUAAUGUACUAUUCCAGGUUAGGCACAAUUUAGAUUUGGCCACUAGAUGGCAGCAGUGUAUGUGCAAAAUUUUAGACUGAUUCAAUGAAACAUUGCAUUUCUGUUCAAAAUGUUGUAUCAAGACUGCCCAAAUGUGCCUAAUUGGUUUAUUAAUACAUUUUCAAGUUCAUAACUGUGCACUCUCCUCAAACAAUAGCAUGGUAUUCAUUCAAGAAUUUAAGCUUUCUGCCCAUAUCUGGUAUGUCCUGGGAAAUCUUCUUGUUACUUACAACCUCAUGCUAAUCACAUUAGCCUACGUUAGCUCAACCUUCCCGUGGUGGUGGUGGGGGGGGGGGGGGGGCACUGAUCCCGUAGAAGUUAAACACAUUAAAUGUUCCACAUAAUGACCUUCAUUGUCAAACUUGAAGCCAAUUGGGAUGAUUUAUGUUGAAUCCAAAGCACCAAAUUGGCCACAUUCUCUUAAUGGGUGUUCGACUCUUAUCAAUAAUUACUUUGUAAAUUGCCCAGAUGAACAAAAAAAAAGAGUAUCUUGAAAUGACAGCGUUUUUACCUUACCUGGUGUCACUUAAAUUGCAUAAUAACAGAUUACAAAAAUAUAUGGUGUCUGUUUUGCACAAUUCUUGUAUAUACCUCAUGGGGUUUUGAGUUCAUAAUUGCUGUGUUCUCUACUUUCCUUGACAAGAUAUUUGAUUUGAUAUUUUGGAUAAACCGCAUUGGUUUGUAUUAUGCAUGCUAAAUAAAUCAAUGUUUUUGUUUGAACUUAAGCAGGGAGUGGGACCUGGUUUUCUCUUAGGGGAAAGACUUCAACAAAAUGUAUUUGUUGGGUGCCUCAUGUCAAUUCAUAAUGAAUUACAGGAUUGGCCCCACAAAAGUAUGAAUGUUGCCUUACUUUCAGAAUUUUUAUUUGAUUGUUAAGACCAUGUAUGUGCUCAAUUUUCUUAACCAAAGGUAAUUUGAGGUGGAAAAUAAUGCAUUUCAAGUCCCAAACAUAACGCCAACUUCACAGGCCCAGAUAAAAUUCAUUUUAAUUGGCAAAUAAUUAACUGCAAAUGUGAUAAACCAUGAAUGGAAUACUUCUGGACUAGAGAUGGUAUUCUAGGACUUUUGGAAAAAGUGCAGUUUAGUACUGUAGGCUUAAUCUGGGUCACUAUAAUCAGCCCACAUACUAUUAUUUAUUGGAAUUUCAGAUCACCUGUUUUGUGGUACACCAAGCAUUAAUCAAAAUGUUUUAUCACAACUUCAACUGAAUAAUUUCUUUAGAGGAAAUCAAAUAUAAAGCUAAAUGUUUCAGAUCAUUUUCAGACCUCUGGUUACUUGGCUAGUAUAACAACUCAAUGGCAAUAUACAAUUAUCAAGGCUAAAUAAUUGUUGGGUGAUUCAAAAUUUUCAUUUUUAACUUUAAAAUGUUUAUGCUUUACGUUUUUCACUCUGUUUCCCAUAGGCUUUGUGUAUCUGAUUUAGUUUUACUGUGGGAAAAGAUUAAAUGUGUACAUAGCUUUAUUUUAAAAGGUGAAUGUGUGGAAACAUUAAAAAAAUUUAAGACGCCA
Molecule: messenger RNA, 4532 nt
Organism: Oncorhynchus gorbuscha (pink salmon)
Lineage: Eukaryota; Metazoa; Chordata; Actinopteri; Salmoniformes; Salmonidae
Product: calcium-binding protein 39-like
Exons: 8
Coding region: 267-1298 (343 amino acids)
Biological process (GO): intracellular signal transduction
Molecular function (GO): protein serine/threonine kinase activator activity
Source: RefSeq, a predicted model, not a curated record